AGGAACCACUGAUUUCAUCGAUGGUGUUGAAUAUUGUACUGUCGUCGCCGUGGUUUAGCCAGAAAUCGUGAAACGUGGUCCGAUUAGUUUACGUGUUCAAGGUACCGCGGCAAUUACUUUUAGUGUGUUACGAAUAAGUGUGUACCAGAGCCAAGGAUCAUUCACGUUACUUCUCACUCUUUUCUGUUAUGCCUCCCCACUCUCCCAUGUUGAUUCAAGGGGUCUGCGCUCAGAACUUCUUUGUGUUUGCGGAUUUGUACCAGAACAAAAACGAACCAACUGUUUUCCUUUCUCUUUUUUCGGUUGUCAGUGAUAUGAUCGAGUUUUUUUACUUUUUUGUCGGCCGUUCUCAGACAGUUUUAUCCCAUGACGUGGAGAAUGCAUGACACCACCUUUGCGGUACUGGCGUUUUGUCGCAGGCGCCCCUUGGAAUUUUUGCGUCUCUCGUGUGUAAAAGAUUCUCCUCGAGUUAUCACGAAACCAGAAUUGUUUAACAGAUCAUUUUAGGCGAUGUUCUCCGGGGCGUCGAUUUCAGGGCGAAGAGCAGGGCAACGUCAAGAAACCACUCUUUCCUCUUCUCUGGGAACAGAGUUCAGAUUGCUUGCACCGGCUGUGCUCAUUUACCAAAUACACAAUUCUAGACAGGCUAAAAGGGAAACGAACAGAAACAGGUAGUUGUCUUUGCUGCCGAUUUUACAGGCGUCAACAAAACGAGUUGAGUUCGAAGGUUUGCCUUGCUCGCGAGAAGCCGGCAACGUUUGAGAUGGGGGCGUUUCUUGCUCGUGGGUUCCUUUCUCUGAUAUAUAUGCAUGUAUUCUCUCUUGAACGCUGUCGACGCGUGAAGCGGCAGCGUCCGUGAAGGGACUGCGUUUCCGCCAGUGUUUCUUUAAUGAAUACAAAGCUCAUGAAACAAGUUUCUGAGGGGCUUUUUAUCAUCACAACUUGUCCUGGAUGUGCGGCUCGCUGCACAGCUGGUCCCUCUUCCUUGACUUUGGUUCGAUCCAGCUUUUGGGCAAGAAAAUAUGUUUUGCGUCCUCUGUAUCUCUCCUCAGUUGCCUUCUCUUUCUUCCUCUUUAGAGUAAGUAUUCUCUGAGUGCUGAGCGUUGUUUUAACCUCUCUUCAUUUCCGGGAUGUUCUGCUCCAAACACCGGAAAACGUCAGCAACUUCAGGGGGACACACUGGCGGCAACUGGGCCUUCACGCACCGGCACCCACGAACCUCAGUAGUAACAAGAGAGGCUAUGAACUCUCCCAUCACAUCGAACAGGACAGGAUGCAGACGGUGGCUGCAUUUUCACGCGAGUUGUUUUCCUUUAUGCAGCAGCUCAAGUCAUCUGAAGGUGAAAAAAAACCGCAAAGCCGAAGCCUUGAAAAAAAACGGCGCGUGUGUUACACAGGAGAACCAAGGAAAGCUAGACUGCGACGAUGACCAAGGAAAAGUGUCACCGUCUGUUGCAGCGUCGGAUUUUCUGAUGCCCACCCCGUUCAGACCCGAGAGGCCCUCUGUCCCAAACGAUGUUGUUUUGCCUGGUUCGCCCGAACAGGCGAAAGUUAACAGACACACAAAGGAGGUGCAGAACAAGGAUAGGCCAAACGGAAUAGACAAGGACCAUCGGGAGACGUUCGCUGUCUUAAAGUGGAGAUCAGAGGCAAAAAGACAGCCUCGAGAUCGUGCAGCUGUACAGGGGAAAAACGGGGCCAAAGCCAAGUUCAGAGAUCUUGCUUUCCUCCCUGCUGUAGAUUUCCCGUUUUUCUUCGGUUUGUUGAGCGAGUGUGACACUCACCUACAGCAGAAGACGGAUCUUCGAGGUGAAAGCAGUGACACUGGAUUAGCAAAAGAGCGGAAAUGUGCGUCAGUCCCUGUAACAAGCUUUCCAACAGGAAAGUCUGGGUCAGGCAGGAGUUCUCCAGUAAAUAUCCCAGUCGGUGAACUGCGAACUAAGGACAGGAAUACAGAGGCAAUUACAUGUCGUUUGAGCGAGUUUGGACCCCGGAAGCUCUCCAGCAUAAAACGCCAGUGGGUUUCCUACGGUAAAAACGGAGACUGUUUCGUAGAAAACAGGAUCAACUACGCACGCGAAUACAAGCAGGAGAGCAUAAGCGAUGAAGAUUCGUUUGUUUCUGGGGAGAAACCAUGUAGUGAGAAUCAAACUGGCCCUUCAGCAGGAAGUGAAAGAGAUGAGGGUGGAUUUCGGGACCCAAUGAACACGAGCAUCUUUGACCUUCCUGGCUCUGUAGAGGAAUGCUUUCUUCCCAGUCCUGUUCUCCAGGAGAGCUCUCGGUUUUGCCGCACACUAUUUGACAUACCGACAGAAGACUUGCAGUCUCCAAGAGCGGGAGAAGAUGUCGAUUCCGCAUCGCGAGUCCAGCCUCUGGAAUGCCAGAAAACUGCUGUGAGUGAAGGGUCUGUAGAGAAUGUCACGGGGGAGUUCGGAAAACAAGCAAUAUGCUCAUUUUCUGCGUUGCUGGUGGAGGAGAGAGAGCGACAAGGCGCCACUUCUCUUCUGGAACGAGACGAGAGACCGAAGGGGACGAAACGCCGAACAACGAGAAGGAUGGUGAGAAAAAGGUCUAAAGAAGUUGCCAGCAGAAGAGACGGCCGGAUUGGAUGCGUUUGCAAGAAGCGACGCCCAUGCGGUCGAUGUGGUGAGCACGUUAUGAAAAAAAACAUGAGUAGAGAAAGACAGGCGGAAAACAACUGGCGUACCUCGAUAAGGACGCCUUUCUGGUCGGAAGACGCCGUGCUGCAGGAAGGAAAUAGUUCUUCCACCUCAGCCAGUUAUGGAUGCACUUCUCAGAACGGUACCAUGAGUUUCACUUGCAUUUCUCGGUCUUCCUCUUUCUCGAGCAGACACACCCAAAUCCACCCCUCCCUGGAAACCCCUGAGGGCCUCAGUGGGUCGGCUCAAUACAGGUUGACCAAGUCGAUGCUGUCCCGUAAUCUAACUUUACUCUCUUCGCCAGAGAAAGGGAACUGUCCCAAACCUACUGAUUUAGAAGACGAUGCACACGCGCCGUUGUCACCUUCGUUUUGCGUCUUCGUGUCUCCCGAAGACACGACAGGUGCCGAAGAGGGCGAAGCACAACGACCGUUGUUUUGUCAAGAAGCGUCAGCUUUCACGACAUUUGCAGCAACCGAGUCCGGCAGAGCUUCAGAAAACGACAUUCUGCAGUACUUUCACAACAACGCCGAGAGGGUCAGUAGCUCGGGAACCAAACGUAUGGAUCAGGACGAGGAGUCUCCCGUAGGUGAAGACAAGAAAAUACCAUCAGUGUUCCAUGAAAGCGCUCACGGUGAGGCGCCGGACUGCCGCCAUAUUCUUCGACAAAACAGUUCGGCUUCCGACGCCAGAGAUGAAUCACCGGGAAGUAGUCGCGUUUUGAAGGGGGUUGAAAGCGUUUCUGGCUCUGUGGAGGCAGAUACAAGGUGUGACAGCGAAAAUUCAAGUUCCUGUAAGAACGCACGGAUAGAGGGUGUUACUCCUCCCAGGGAGGUAGUCCGAGAAAGGCGAAGGCGAACCAAACGAAGAAGAGUCUCCUUGACAACCGUUUCCAGACUGCCUCCGCUCUUACUAGAUACUUCAUCUCUUCGUGAGAAGAGCGGACUGAAAGAAAAACAGUCUGUAUGUACAAACCACCGUAGGUAUCGAUCUGCACCUGAAUCGAUUUGUUCGGCCGAGGAAUUCAUAUGCUCUAACCUACUGUCUGAACCCUCUCCCCCAAACGGUGAAAACGUUACGUUGGAGAUGGGAGAGGCCGAAACUGCGGUGGAACUUUCAUCACAGCCGGAAACACUCCGUUCUGCCAGCAGGAGCCUUUCGCACUCACCAGGAGGGGAAAAAGAUGAGCACCAGUGGUCAGAGACGGAGAGAUUUCUGUCUGUCGUUGGAGAAGGGAUUGUGAAUAUCCUCGGAAGAGGUGCAGAUACACUCCAAAACAUACUCUCAGAAAAAGCGCUGCAGCACUGGGCAGGGGACGCUGCAAGUGUGACCUCUGAGACCAGCUUGGAGGAAGGGAGAGCUCAAGGUGAAUCCUGUACGGAAAAAAGGAGGCGAAAACGACCGCUACCGGACUUUCCUUGUUCUUUACCGUUUUCCUGCAACAAAGGUGCAACAUGUUCGUUCUCAUCGUUCUCCGCAUCUGUCAGACAAGUUUGUACGCAAGAAGGCAUUUGGAGAGAAUGCAGCAGACGCCUCCAGCACCGAAGAGACGGAACGGAUACGAGCCCGGUGUGUUCUACCAUUGAAAGAAACGAAGGACAAACAGAUGCGAUAGUAGAUCAUCUUCGCCAACCCAUUCAACAUCGGGAAUGUACCGCGCUGCAGGUGGCUCCGAUAACGGAUCAAGAGAACUCUUCCCCAUCUGUUUCCAGUUACCUUGCCCCAAAGAAAAAGCUAGCAAUGUUGCAACGCCCUUCCUCUUCCUUUUUCGUUUUUCCGUAUUCUUCCCCUGAGAAACUGCCGACUUGUUUCUCCCCUCUACAAGCAGUGUCACCUUCCUUUGGUUUCAUGCCCUGUGACUUACCCAGAACAGGACACCCCGACGCAAUUCGCUUUUGCUCUUUUCCGUCUUACUCUCCUAGGCCCACCUGUGGCAAAUCCUCGGAUAGAUCUGCGUGCCAUCCUUCCGUUGCUCUCCCGCGGCAAUCCCCCCGGGAAAAUUUUCAGCAAAGGGGAGAGCUGCUCCGCAGCGCUUUUCGCCAUGUACGCAGAAUAUCCAGUUUGCCAAAAAGACGGACAACGGCGGCGAAUGGCCAAGGACUGAAACCUGAUCCUGUUAAGCGGGGUGGUUCCUCGGAGUUCUCCAGUCGUUCAUGGCCUGCAGACACAACGAAAUCACGUUUCAGUGGCCCGCAUGUAAGCCGCGUGGCGUCGUCACCAAGUCUAGUCGCAGUGGACAGUAAUAAACCGCGAGCAAAGAAAGAAAAAACCUACAAAUUGGAAACCUCCUCGUCAUUUGAAAAACUCGAUGCAGGUCAAGAUAGCUGUACGUUCCCUGCGUUUCGCGGCCAGAGGUAUGUGAAUUGCCGUUCGACACUUCGUUCCCCUGGAAUCAAGGGGUUUCCCCCGUCUCUGUCUACAUCUUCUUGCGUUUCCUUUUCUUCCCUUGCUGCUGCUUCUCCAUUUAGCUCGAUACCGGACUCAACCACAUUCAGCAAGGCCCCUGGUGCUCCCCUCUUCUGUGCGCCCUUCCAUCUCCAAACGUGGCUGUCCGGGGGAAGACCGAUGAAACAAAAAUGCAAGAGACACAAGCCUCUAUGGGCAUUUCCUUGCUCUCGACCAAUUCCCUGCUCGAGUGUCGCCCUCUUGAACAGAGGGUAUACCACCGCAGGGUCGAUAACUGCAAAUGGAUAUAGAAGGGCGAGGCCGCAUCCGCCUGCUCCUAUUUUUCUCCAGCGAAUACGAAAAUCUAUCAUGGAUAAGGAACUCUGGAGCCCCAGAAAAGUAAUACCCAUGUCGCCUUUGCUGCUUCCUCAAUUGAAUGCGGGACUACAGCCGAUACAUCAACCUCUCUCUUCUUCCCCAUCCCCUGCAUCAGUACCAUCUGGAAUGCUUCGCACGCGAGGGAUAUCUACCGACUUGGCACCACAACGCCGGGGAAUUAUCGCUUGCAGAAGAAUAGAGCCCAUCUGCAUAAUUCAAGAGUCAAAAAACAUGCAUCACUAACUAUUAGAUUGGAACCCGUUUUCAAAAGUCCAGACAGCCCCUCGGCUCUUUCGACACGUUGAUGUGAUACCCUUUUGUCAACGAACCACGGGAUUUUCGCACUGUUUUGCUCCUAUCGUGCUCACCCGAGAGGUCUAACAGAAGACAGAGAAACAAGCGGAAUGGUCACCGAACACCUAUGAGGAAGUUCAACCAUGUGGACAAGUAUAGCCCCAGAAAAAUGAAUAGGAACCCUGUUAUUUUUCAUCAGAUUCCUUUUGCCAACGGGGGGAAACGAGAUGUCAACAAGGGAAAGCGAUAAACUCACAAAGCAAGAACAUAUUCGCGUUCCACCGGCAUUUAGAACCAAUCUUCGUUCACACGCGGACGUGGAAGUACUGACGGUGGGACACGAACGUUUAGACGAACACAGCCUUUUCCUCGUCACAGUAACUUGACUUUUUCACAUGUUGUAUCAGGCAGUUACCGUAGCUCAAGUGCAUGUUCACCCUGGUCGUUCUUUGCCGUGAAAACUUCAAUGGAGAUGUUCAGGGAGCAUGCGGAUUUCUCGACAUAAGGAAGUGAUAGUGUUACGAGGGACAGUACGCCAGUCUGUCGUAGCGGGCUGGUCAAUUUUCCUGCAGUACUGGGUACGCAUUUCGACCCAAGCAGAAUCGUUGCUUUUCUGCUCGAUUUCUCUACGUGCGACAGCGAAUUCGCAACCUGAAACGACAGAGGAGAUGGGAGGGUGAAGGAAAAUUUGCUAGCCAGAUUGUUCUUCUCACCAUGGCGAGAUGGUGCGAUUGUUUUGUUCGUUGUACAUUUGGGAAUAAGCAUUGCUCGUGAGUGAGAUGCCUUUGUAUCGAAGUCGUCCUUGUGGCUACGAUGUCCUUUCUUUCUCUCGUGCCUUCAUAUUUACAUGUACAAGGUACAAGAAAGAGGACUGUUGGCGUGCAUCAACCUUCAUGUUCGCUAGUUCCGUUCAACGCAUGUGGAGUGCGUGCACAAGUUUGUCUUUGCAUAUUAGGCAUAGGUAGGUUGAUGAUGCAGAUGUCUGGAAUGUAGACACAGUAUCCUUAUGCAAACGUAUUGGCGUUACCGAAAAGUCAUCCGCGUAGAUAUCACGAACAUGGUGACAUUGGAACAGAGAAGUUCUGGGAAGUCUAUAUUUUCUUAGUAUAUAUUCGACCUAACUCCCUGAGGCGAGCGAGUGCGUUCUCCCACAGGAAGGCCCCGCGAAGCCUAACCAAUGUGUGCAUACCGAGAGGUAUUUGCUCAGCAAACGAGAAUGAAAUGCGACUACGAAGGAUUGCCAACUAUUCGGUGGCGUUUGAGCGAUCGAACUGACGAAGAGUUUCAGGGUCACCAUAAAUACACUGGAUUGUUU
This is a messenger RNA of Toxoplasma gondii ME49, 7032 nucleotides long. RefSeq lists its product as hypothetical. The transcript has a single exon. Lineage: Eukaryota; Apicomplexa; Conoidasida; Eucoccidiorida; Sarcocystidae. The record is from RefSeq and is a predicted model, not a curated record. The coding region runs from base 1131 to 5666 and encodes 1511 amino acids.